Messenger RNA from Umbelopsis ramanniana AG, 903 nucleotides. RefSeq lists its product as uncharacterized. The record is from RefSeq and is a predicted model, not a curated record. Bases 125 to 817 code for a protein of 230 amino acids. NCBI's taxonomy places the organism in Eukaryota, Fungi, Mucoromycota, Umbelopsidomycetes, Umbelopsidales, Umbelopsidaceae. The transcript has a single exon.
CGGACUUUCAAUUGCGGCCAAGAAAGCGACUGUGAUAAAAAUUGAUUUUUUUGCUUCCGGGGCUUUUUCCUUUAUAUACCUUCUGAAGAAUAAAAAGAGUUUACUGUAGGGCCAGUCGACCUUUAUGACCUCUGAACAACAGCAGCUCCAGAUUCCGCCUAUGCAAGGCAAGGAAAAUGUGAACUUGGACGGUAACGCUGUUGAAGAUUUGAGCGCUGUCAAACCUAUUUCACCUACACCUUCACAACAAUCACCUCUGCGAUUAUCUAUGCAUUUGAAUCUGCAUCCAGACGGCAUCAUGAUUGAGGAACCGCUCAUUGACUCUCCUCACGACAUUGGUCCUACUGAUCGUAUUUUGUCAAAAUCGCCGUCGUUAACUGCCAACCCAAAAAAAAGUGCCACUGCCAACGGUAUACCCACUGCAUCGUCCAACGGUCGAUUAUCAGAGUCUCUACACCCAACACGUGCGGCAACCACUACAAUGAUACCACAACUUCAAAAGCAACAGCAACCGUCCACUAGCAUGGAUUUAGCUAGUUCUCCAAACAGCAUUGCCAACACUCUCUACAAAGUGGAUACCUAUGGCAGCAUUCGGAAUCCAAAUCGAACGUCAUUAGAUAAAUUGGAACGUAAAAGUACAUUUGGCCCUGAUCUAGGUGAUCUAGCUCCUGAGGAGCAACUCAUUUUAGAGCAAGAAAUAGCAGCUCGUAGAGCUGCAAGACGAGCAUCACGGAGGCGUCUGGAAGAAGAAGACGAUGAAAGAGUCUUAAUUGGUACUAUGGUUGCUGAAGGCCACAGGAAUUAUCAACUAAUGUAAGGCAAACCUCGUGGAAUACACUAUGCUCCAUAUGCCCUUGCCACCGUUCUAACACUUUCAAUGCAAAAGGUACGAUAUGCUGACGG